Didymodactylos carnosus is the source of this 2273-nucleotide messenger RNA. NCBI's taxonomy places the organism in Eukaryota, Metazoa, Rotifera, Eurotatoria, Philodinida, Philodinidae. The record is from the annotation of a GenBank genome assembly.
GUCCUCCUAGAGAUCUACCAGAGUUUUUCAUGAAAUUUUGGCAACCGCCUAUGUUUGUUCAGCUUUUUGUUUCAAACGCUCUCGGUAUCUUCGACUUCUUUCGGCGACACUCAGAGGUAUGAACACUCGUGAAAGAUAAUAUCUAGAAUAGUUAUCUGACUAUAAAUCAUGGCGGGAGUCCGGAAACAAGCAAGAAAAGGCGAGAUUUGUUGUGCGCAAUGAAGAGAAACAAUUUAAACUGCAUCUAGUUAAUUCAGGACAACUUAAAAAGACGAAAAAUGAGAAAAGAAAGAAGUUCAUCUUUUCGUAAAAACAAACUUGGUCGAUGAUGUGUGAUUCCGCCACGCUGUUUAACUUUAACAACAAAUAUUUGAGUUAAAACAAAUUCGUGAAUUAGAUAGAGCGCGAAAAACUGUCACUAGAAAGGUGACUUGAUCUUCCUCAAAGAUCACAGGUGUGACAAAAAUAAAACUGCAGAUAAAUUUCGUGGCGGAAUCACGCGUUCAAAAUACCACGUUUACAAAUUCAGAUGACUCAGUCAUCUGAGCACAGAAAUUAAUUUCUUUUACGUGAAAAAUAAGUUCAUCUAUUCUACUUUCGACCCGAGUCACAGAUGGAGGAAAGAAACAACUAACUGUCAACCCGAACAAAAAAAUGAAAAAGCUCAUGUGCGCUGUUCUUUUAUGGUUCAAGGCGCCAUCUGUUUAGAAGCCUUUUUCUCUAAAAAAUGAACGCAAAACGAAGAUAAAAGAAUGCACUUUUAUACAUUAUUGACUAUCCUCUACAACAUAGUCGUACUAGUUUUAGCCGCAUUUGCACCUUAACUUUGACAUAAAAGUCUACCAUUACGUGGACUAGCUGAGUAACAAUUAACAAUAUAUAAACACAAGUCGUAGACUGGUGCAAACUGAUUACCUCGCGUAGUAUAACCCUACAAAAAAUUUGGAUAAAAUAGUUUUGCGCAUAUUUGAAAACACGUUCUACUCAUCAAGAUUAAAUAUCGUAACAUAAUGUAAACAUUUUCUACUAUUGUCUCUAUUUUACGUUUGACUUCUUUCACUUUGAUUUGAAUUUAGUUUCGAACUUGUUAAAAUUUAUCCUAAUUGCAUAUAAGCACUAUUCCGAGCACUAUCGGGCGUUUCUGUGAUUGUUAUAUGUCAAUAAAGUAUACUUACCUGGUAAGUCAAAUUUUAAAAGUAUGAUAUCUAAGUUAACGAGUAAUUGAUUUGUCUUGUGAAUUUGUCUCCUUCUUUUCCUCAUUUUUGGUAAGACUUAGUCAUCAUACGUUGCUUCUUAUCUUUGAUACAAACACAGUACCGUCUGUUCUUAUAGGAAUCAUUAUAAUAUAGCCUGGAUCUUUACAGUAAAGACUUUACCACAUACAAAUAUUUUUGUGAUCAAUAGACACUUCUUAUCAUUGCAUGCUGAGUCAUCAGUAGUCCUCUACGUAGUAUAUAUAUAUAUAUUAUCCCCUUUCCUAGAUCUCUUUUACCUCUCUUCUUGUCUUUAUCUAUCGUGUAGACAUGAGCGGGAUUGGAAGUAAAAGAAAUUUUUACCAGGACCGAAGAAAACUUUUUAUCGAUACCAAGAAUUUUUUUUGACAAAAUCUCAUCAAACAGCUAAAAUUUUGAAGGGAAGUAAUAAAACAAACUAACAGAAAGGAUAAAUAUGCAAAUGUAUUCUCCUUCAAUGUUUCUAGUUGUUGAUUUUAACUAAAAAAGAAAAAUGUACACCAAAGAACAGAAACCAUUUUCGUUCAACAACGAUUACAAACUUGUAAGUGAAGUUUAGUCGCUGUUCAAAAUACGUUUGAGCUACCGCGUCUUCCAUCAAUAUGUUACGGGAAACAGCCACAUACGUUGAACAGUAUGAAAUAAACAAGUGAUAAUUCGAACAAGAGCUGAAAUACUAAGACCAUUUAAAUUCGUUAUUUCUUACAAAAAAUAGAGUAAAUUAUGUUAUUCUGACAUAGUUUAGAUCGAUUUUGACCAUGUUUAUGAAUUUCUAAUUUUGGUCUAUUAAUCAGUUGUGCUCCGAAUUGUUUUCAUCAUUCAGGGGCGCUGACUUUGUUGUAUUCAACCGAUAUUUAUAUUACUGCAACUUUGAAUGAAGCAUGUACCGAGUUUUUUUCUGAACCUACAGCAUAUUGUUCUGAAUUUAUAUAACUUACUUUAUUAUAGACCGAUAUGCCAGCUGCGUUAUCGACACACAAAGCGACUGUUGGAGUUGAAGAUUUCAAACAAUAUGAGAAAUUUAUAAAAGAUUAUGGUUAA